Molecule: messenger RNA, 1872 nt
Organism: Ricinus communis (castor bean)
Lineage: Eukaryota; Viridiplantae; Streptophyta; Magnoliopsida; Malpighiales; Euphorbiaceae
Product: probable sphingolipid transporter spinster homolog 2
Exons: 16
Coding region: 134-1651 (505 amino acids)
Biological process (GO): transmembrane transport
Cellular component (GO): membrane
Molecular function (GO): transmembrane transporter activity
Source: RefSeq, a predicted model, not a curated record
UUUUCUGUUUUAAAAUGUUAAAUUAUUCAAUUCGACUGUAGAAACAGAAACACAAACGAAGUCAAAUUUCCUUCUUCGAAACCCAGCCAACAGUCAAAACGGCCAUCACCGUCUCGUCAAUCUUCUCGCCGAAAUGGCUCGGACCUCGACUAAUGAUUCUUCUUCGGAUCCUUCUUGGUUCACUCCCAAAAGGUUGCUGAUGCUAUUUUGUGUGAUAAAUAUGAUAAACUACGUGGAUCGAGGUGCAAUAGCAAGCAAUGGAGUUAAUGGAAGUAUUAGAACUUGUGAUGAGAAAGGAAUUUGCAAUUCCGGUAGUGGAAUUCAGGGAGAUUUUAACUUGAACAAUUUCCAGGAUGGUGUUUUAUCUUCUGCAUUUAUGGUUGGACUUCUUUUGGCUUCUCCAAUUUUUGCUUCCUUAGCAAAGAGUCAUAAUCCUUUUAGGCUGAUUGGAGUUGGAUUAUCUGUUUGGACAUUUGCGGCAGCUGGAUGUGGUAGUUCUUUUGACUUUUGGUCUAUUGCAAUUUGCCGCAUGUUGGUUGGCGUUGGUGAGGCUUCUUUCAUUAGUCUUGCUGCUCCAUUUAUAGACGACAAUGCCCCUGCUGCUCAGAAAACAGCCUGGCUUGCCACAUUUUACAUGUGCAUACCAACUGGAGUUGCAUUGGGUUAUGUUUAUGGUGGCUUUGUAGGGAGUAGUUUUAACUGGCGCUAUGCAUUUUGGGGAGAGGCACUUCUGAUGCUUCCAUUUGCUGUUUUGGGAUUUGCCAUGAAACCUUUGCAGCUUAAAGGUUUUGCUCCUGCUGAAUCAAAGAAGGCAUUGACAUCAUCAAUUGAAGCAAAUGCAUCUAUAACUGAAGAUAAUGGUAAUGAGGAUAUCAGUAGUCGAGCAUUUAAAGCUUCAAAGUUGAAGGGUGAAUUUACAAUCUUACAUCAGUUAUCACAAUUUUCAAAGGAUAUGAAAGUGCUUUUGGUUGACAAAGUUUAUGUUGUUAAUGUUCUAGGUUACAUAUCAUACAACUUUGUCAUUGGAGCAUACUCAUAUUGGGGACCAAAAGCGGGUUAUAAUAUUUAUCAUAUGAGUAAUGCGGACAUGUUGUUUGGAGGGGUUACAAUUAUUUGUGGAAUUUUAGGCACCUUAGCUGGAGGCUUCAUACUAGAUCGCAUGAAUGCUACAAUCUCUAAUGCUUUUAAGCUUCUCUCUGGAGCAACAUUUCUUGGUGCAAUUUUUUGUUUCAGUGCCUUCUGUCUGAAGAACUUGUAUGGUUUCAUAAUCCUGUUUUCCGUGGGUGAACUACUUGUCUUUGCUACACAGGCUCCAGUUAAUUAUGUGUGUCUUCACUGUGUCAAACCUGGUUUGAGACCAUUAUCUAUGGCUAUCUCAACUGUAUCAAUCCACAUAUUUGGUGAUGUGCCUUCUUCACCCCUUGUUGGGGUCCUCCAGGAUCACAUCAACAAUUGGAGGGAAACAUCACUUAUUCUGACAGCUGUUCUCUUUAUUGCUGCUGGAAUAUGGUUUGUUGGGGUCUUUCUCAAGGGUGUUGACAUGUCUAAUGAGGAUGGAGAAAAUCAAAUCUCCGCAAAUGCAAAAGGCAGCAUGGAGCCAUUGCUUGAAGAGAACCGGACUGAGAUGGCAGACAUUUUAAAUGAAGCUUAAAUGUUCAAAAUCCAAUAUUUUCGGCUACAGAGCAUUUCGGAAAUGCUUCCAACUUGUUUGCAUCAUCCCACAUGUAUUGCAAAGUUCAAAUGUCACUUUGUAUAAAGUCUCAAACACUAAUGUACAUAUUUAUCAAAAAAGAAAGGAUUGUCAAUUCUUGUGCAAAAUAUUAUUCAUAUAUCUUAUUUACAGUGAAAAAGAAUUUUCAGGUUAUUGGACCA